AUGUCAAGAGCUGACGAAGGAAGGUUGAUUCAUUUAGCAAAACGGAGAGAACGAGAAAAAGAAGACCACGAAAAACAACUGAAGAAACUAGAAGAAGACAAAGAAAAAAGUGAGAUUUAUAAAUGUUUUCAGCCUGACAAUUUAAUUUAAAUGUUUCAGGCAAGAUGGGAAUUUCGGGAAAAUUUACCGCAAAUUAUGAUUCUGUUCAAGAAACAAUGCGGGCACAAACCUAUGGAUUGUUGUCACUUGAUGAUAUGAAAAAUUUACAAAAAAAUGCGAUUUCGAGUAGAGAUUUACAAGUGGCGCGCGGUGACUCAAGCACAUCGCAGCUUCCGGAAAAAUCGGUCAAUACAGAAAAAGAUGAUCUCGUUAAACAACAUACCCAAGUUAGUUGAUUUGAAAUAGGCUGGUAAAAUUGACAAAAAUGUCCACCAUAAAACCACCUCAAAUUUUUGAAUAAAAUGGUGCCUGAUUGCAAUAUCUUUUAUUUUUAGAAAUGGCCGAGUGAAAUAUUGCAAAAAAAAAUGUUUUUUUUUGAAUAAUAAUAAUCUCCGUGAACUAAAACACGUCUAAGAAUGUAUGCAAACAUAUAAGAAUUUCCAAUUCAUGUGCCUGCCUUCUUGCAUUUUUGUAAAUAUAUUUUUGCUAGUCUAUUCCCAAUACUUACUUUGAUACUUUGAUGAAAUGCAAAAAUUUAAAUGUAUCUUUCUAGAAACGCGUUUUAUCAUUUGCUCAAGACGAUGAAGAAGACGAAGAAGAAGAACCUGUAUUUAUUCCUAAAAAGCGAUUAGGAAUGGAUCCAACUGUUGAUACAAGUUUUCUACCUGACAAGGAAAGAGAAGAAGAAAUUCGAAGGAAACGAGAAGAAUUGGCAGCAGAAUGGAGAGAAAUGCAGGAAGUUGAGAAAAAUGAAGAAAUUACAGUUGCAUAUGCCUAUUGGGAUGGAUCUUCACAUCGGAAAAAUAUGAAAAUUCGAAGAGGAAAUACAAUUGCACAGUGUUUGGCGAAAGCUAUUGAGGUCAGUAUUGAAAUAUGUAUUUCUGUCAUAAAUUAUGUUUUUUUUUCCAGGCCUUGAAAAAAGAAUUUUCGGAACUUCGUAACUCGACUGCUGAAAAUCUAAUGUUUGUGAAAGAAGAUCUUAUAAUCCCCCACUUCUACACAUUUCAUGAUUUCAUAGUGACAAAAGCAAUGGGAAAAUCCGGUCCAUUAUUCAUUUUCGAUGCUGCUUCCGAUGUCCGGAUACGACAAGAUGCUGCUUUAGAUUAUGGAGAAUCACAUCCGGCUAAAAUUGUGUUGAGAAGUUGGUAUGAGAAAAAUAAGCACAUAUAUCCGGCAUCGAAAUGGGAACCAUUUGUGCCAAGCAAAAAGUAUGGAAAAGAUUUUGAUGAUCUCACUGGUAUUUGA
Caenorhabditis angaria is the source of this 1404-nucleotide messenger RNA. The record is from the annotation of a GenBank genome assembly. Lineage: Eukaryota; Metazoa; Nematoda; Chromadorea; Rhabditida; Rhabditidae.